AUGUCACCAAAGAAACUCCUUCGACCUGCAACAGUAAAUCUCAAGUCGGCUAAGAAGAAAAAGGAGCUGAAUAAGAAGUCUGCCUCGACGCUGAUGGAGUUUGUCCUGCUGUUAGCCUUCGUGGCCCUCCUGUUCUACGCCGCACAGAUGGACAAGGACACACUGGCCUUCCACGAGAGGCAGACACUGUCCAGCAACAUUCUGAACGAGUUUGAUGCGAUCAGGACACCUGAUCAGUUGUAUUCCUGGCUUGAGGAGGUGCUGUUGCCAACCCUCCACCCAUCAUCCUGGUACAACGGGCGGCAGAUGCGGUACUUAGACCGGCAGUUCGCGCACAACACCGCGGCCUUCCGUAUCGGCCCUGCACACCUGACACAGAUGAGACAACAUCCAGGUGCCAUGACGAAGGAGAAACAUGCUGGCCGAGGCUGGGAUGUUCAACCAGGGAACACGUCUUGUAUCAGUUGGCGAUUCCUCUUUCCUACCCUCUCAACCCACCCGAACUACUAUUCUGACUGCAAGAACAUUCACUCUGUCGACCUCCCUCUUGACUAUAACGCCGCUGUGUCGUUCAUUAAUGCAUUGAAAGAUUCCGAGUAUUUAGAUAAAUACACAAAGUCCUUUACAAUCGACAUCAACUUCUACAACCCCAAUUUGAAGCUGUUCAGCGUUGUGCACAUGGUCAUAGACCAUUCUAAUAUUGGCAGUCUCAUGCCAGAAGCAACAAUCACGUUGUUUCGAUUGUUUCAAUACGAAAGCGCUAAUGACUACACUAGUCUGUUUCUGCACAUCCUAUUCACACUUCUCUUCUUAGUCAUACACUUCAAGGAGGUUAAGUCAGUGGUAGAUGCAGGGUGGGUGUAUUUUACUUCUCCGUGGAAUGCUGUUGGAUGGUUCAGCCUCAUCUGUACGGCUACAACCAUCUCCGUCUUCAUCAAGCGGUACGCCGUGGCUGCUGAUACACUCGCCUUGGUGGCCAGGAGCAAUGGAGAUCUGGGAUUUCAAGACUUUGUGGACCUGACAACCGCUGCUUGGUGGGAUGCUUGUUUCAAACACGUCUUGGGUAUCACCGUCUUCAUCAACACCAUCUCCUUACUGCGCAUAGUCCGCUUCAGUCAAACGAUCGGCAAACUCCUGGCUCUACCCGGCAUCAUGAAGGAGGAAAUCUUGUCGUUCUUGGUCGUUGCUGUAGUUGCCUUCACGGCCUUCAUCAGCUCCGGGUACCUUGUGUUUGGGAGCCACAUAGAGUCGUACUCGGACCUGUACCAAACAACAUACGCGCUAUUUGAGAUGAUGCUUGGCAGGUUUUUUGCCAAUGAAAUGCUGGAUUCCAACCCCAUUACCGGGCCGAUCUUCUUCUCCACAUUCAUGAUCUUCAUCUUCAUCCUCCUGAUGAACUUCCUCAUGACCAUCAUCUGUGACGCCAUUUCCGCUGACGUUGACGUCACCCAUGACCGUGAACUUGCCGAUCACGUGUGGAGGAGCUUCAAUGCCAUGUUGGGUUUCCACAGCCCACCAAACAAUCAGGACAAAGCAGGUGCACCGAAGCUAGAAGAGCUGCAAGCUAACCUACGCCUUCUUCAGGAGGGACUUGAUGAAAGCCUGGACAUCUGUAACUCCAUCCUUCCACGGGACGACCGGAGCCGUCUCAACGUCAGAACACGAAAAUGCCAAACACGUGCCUCUCAGAAGCAGUCCUGUCCAGUCAUUGAUACUGAGUGUAAAGUGACAAUACAUAUCGAACCAGCAUCAGAUUCGGAUUCAGAUGUCUAA
Molecule: messenger RNA, 1773 nt
Organism: Branchiostoma floridae (Florida lancelet)
Lineage: Eukaryota; Metazoa; Chordata; Leptocardii; Amphioxiformes; Branchiostomatidae
Product: polycystic kidney disease 2-like 2 protein
Exons: 8
Coding region: 1-1773 (590 amino acids)
Biological process (GO): detection of mechanical stimulus
Cellular component (GO): membrane
Molecular function (GO): calcium ion binding; calcium channel activity
Source: RefSeq, a predicted model, not a curated record